Messenger RNA from Eutrema salsugineum, 825 nucleotides. Its product is annotated as CASP-like protein 5A1. Gene Ontology annotation, cellular component: membrane. Lineage: Eukaryota; Viridiplantae; Streptophyta; Magnoliopsida; Brassicales; Brassicaceae. The record is from RefSeq and is a predicted model, not a curated record. The transcript has 3 exons. The coding region runs from base 85 to 627 and encodes 180 amino acids.
AAUUUGGCAAGUCAAUCAAUAUUCAGACAGACGCAGCCAAAUUCGCAGUUUUUGGUUUUAACUGUUUGAAUUUUGCGUUAGCAUAUGAUGAACGUGAGCCGACCGGCGAUUCAUCCGGUGGAUGUGAUUCCGGUGACUCCAACUGGCGGAGCUAACGAUAGACCACCAGUGAGGAUGAAGGAUGUUCAGGGCAUGCCCGGAACCACCGGCGGUCUCAUCCUCCGCCUCUCUCAGUUCGUCCCCGCUCUCAUCUCCGUCUCCGUCAUGGUCACCACCUCCGAUUUCCGCUCCGCCACCGCAUUCUGUUGCUUGGUUCUUGCGGUUGGCCUGCAAAGCAUGUGGAGCUUGUCUCUUUUUGUAAUCGAUGCUUAUGCUCUUCUGGUGAGAAGAAGCCUUCGGAAUCACUUUGUUGUUCAAUGUUUCACAGUUGGAGAUGGAAUCACAUCGACACUUACGUUUGCAGCUGCGUCUGCGUCUGCUGGCAUAACCGUACUCAUCAACGAUCUUGAUAAAUGUAACGUCAACCACUGCACAAGGUUCGAGACAGCCACAGCGAUGGCCUUCAUCAGCUGGUUUGCUGUGUCUCCUUCCUUUAUUCUCAACUUCUGGUCCUUAGCCACGCUAUAAACGGGACACAAGAUUUAGAGUAAAAGUUGGGAGAAAUCUAUCUGCCAAGUAUAAUGUAAAUAAAGGGUGGAGUGUAAUCAUUGUUCGAUUUAGCCAAUGUUUUGGAACAGAUAUUAAAUCAGAAAACCACAGUAUUAGAAAACAUUUUGCGUUAUUGGCCCGACUUAUGAUGUCACUUUCCCUUAAGUCAUGGUUGAG